GCCAGCCGCUGUACCAGGCAGUACCCCAUUCAAGAAAAAGCCAUAUCAGUGAGAGCAAACCCCGCGCACAAAACUACCUCCUUCCUCCCUUCCCUUCCCUCGCCGCCCGCAAACCGCUCCUUCACAAGACAAGAUCCCCAAAUCCCCUCGCCGGAGCAGCCCCAUUGCGCCGCCGAAUCAACGGUUCCGACGCGGGAGAGGUCUCUCGCAUCCAAGCACGCGCAUUGCGGGGGUAAUUGUACUUUAUAGAUGACUUGGUCGGCAACUCUUGAUUAUGGUCGCAAGACAAAGAAUGUGGACAUACGGCCAGGGCCAUUGCGCCCAGCAAAUAUCAUCAGAAAUAAAUUUCCUACCUACAAGAAUGGUUCAAACGGUAUAGUGAUCAAGCUGGCCGAUGGCCCAGAAGUGCCAGCUCUUAAGGAGGCUGUUGCCAAGGAGACUGUAGAUCUGCUUGAUCGUCGUCAGCGCCUCUCAGUCCGUGAGCUUGCAAUGAAGUUUGAGAAGGGACUCAACACUGCCACUUUGUUGUCUAAAGAGGUUAAAUGGAGACAAGUGGCUUUGUUGGAGCGAGAUAUUCUCCUGAAGAAUCUAAAGAGUGUACUGGAGUCACUGAGAGGUCGAGUUACAGGCAAAACUAAGGACGAAAUCGAGGAGUCUAUUUCUAUGGUAGAGAUUCUUGCAGUUCAGCUUUCCAAAAGAGAAGCCGAGUUACUUGAACAAAAAACAGAGGUCACAAAAUUAGCAAAAUCAUUAAAGCUGGCUUCUGAAGAUGCCAAGAGAAUUGUUGAAGAAGAAAGAGCUAAUGCCCAUACAGAGGUAGAGAGUGCUAAGUCUGCAGUGCAAAGAGUUCAAGAUGCACUUCAGGAGCAUGAAAAGAUAUCGGAAAAAACUGGGAAGCAAGAUUUGGAGGAACUAAAAAAAGAAGUUAGAGUGGCCCGGAGAAUAAAAAUGCUGCAUUGCCCUAGCAAGGCAAUGGAUCUGGAAAAUGAAAUCAAAACUUUACGUAAGACGUUCACUGAUAAGUCCGCGGAUUGUGUCAAUCUUUUGAAAGAGUUGGAGCUGCAUAAAAGACGAAAAGGAAACGACAUUCCUGUGUUUGAUUUGGAGGGUCUACAAUGCUUAGGUUCAAUACUACGCAUAGUUUCUCAGAAUGGUGCUGCCAUUGAUAUUUCAAAUAUUUCGGUCCAGUGGUUCCGGAUACACCCAAAAGAAAGCAACAAAGAGAUUAUUUCAGGUGCCACAAGAUUAGUAUACGCUCCAGAGCCACAAGAUGUCGGGCGGUACGUGCAAGCUGAAAUCAGCUUGGGAAAUGAAACUGCAAUAGCGAAGACAGCUGGGCUAGUUGACCCUGAUGCUGGAUUGGUGGAAUACGUAGAGACACUUGUACGAAAACCUGAAACUGAGUUCAAUGUAGUUGUGCUCCAGUUGAAUGGAAUUGAUCAGCCAAAAGAGUCUGUUCACGUUCUCAAUGUCGGGAGAUUGCGGAUGAGACUUUGUAAAGGGAAGGCAGUGGUGGCCAAAGAAUUCUAUUCUUCGUCAAUGCAGUUAUGUGGUGUUCGAGGGGGUGGCGAAGCAGCCUCGCAAGCAAUGUUUUGGCGGCCUCGAAGUGACCUGAGCUUAGCCCUUGCCUUUGAAACGGCGAGAGAGAGGAACACGGCGAUCAUGUUGGCGCGGCGGUUCGCCAUAGAUUGCAAUAUCAUCCUUGCGGGUCCAGGCGACAAGACUCCCUGGUGAAGAAGGACAGCACAGACUGGUGCUGGAUGCUUGCACCUCCGGUCCGGCCGGCGACCCAUGCAGACCAUACAUGUUGUUUGUACAUCUACCGUGCGCAGUGUGUUGAGUCAGCAUCCCUGAUGGUGUAGUCUGUUUGGGUUCUGUUUCUUGUAGUUGUUGCUGUGGUGGUGGCAGAGUCGGCACCGUGGGCAUUGUUUUAGCCGCCUUGGUGUUGUUCUGACAUCCUUCCCACGUUGCUUUUUCUACUUCGAGAUCGUCGUGAUCUGUUAGCUAAGCGUUUAUCUUUCUGUCUGAUACAUCCAUGACAGUGAGCUAAGCUUGACGUGUUAAAUAUCUGAUUGUGCUA
This is a messenger RNA of Lolium perenne, 2080 nucleotides long. RefSeq names its product stomatal closure-related actin-binding protein 1. Gene Ontology annotation, molecular function: actin binding. The record is from RefSeq and is a predicted model, not a curated record. NCBI's taxonomy places the organism in Eukaryota, Viridiplantae, Streptophyta, Magnoliopsida, Poales, Poaceae. Gene Ontology annotation, biological process: actin filament organization; regulation of stomatal movement.